Molecule: messenger RNA, 1809 nt
Organism: Pelagomonas calceolata
Lineage: Eukaryota; Pelagophyceae; Pelagomonadales; Pelagomonadaceae
Source: the annotation of a GenBank genome assembly
AUGGCUUACGCCGCGAUGCGGCCCGGAUUCCUACCGUUCGUGCUCGGCAGUGCUUGCGGCGGCGCGGGCGUCGUGAUCUGGGGCUGGGCUAGAAUACGCAACGCCCGCCGCAAAGCACAGAGAGACGUCCGGGAGGCGGAGGACACCGUCGCAAAACACAAGGCCGCGGCAGAUGAUGCUAGGAAGGCCCGCGAGUCAGCAGACGCGCGGGCGGCCGCGGCCGUCAAGGACGUGGCGUCUGCCGAGGCGCGGCUCCGCGCGGCCGAGCUCGCGCGAGACGACGCCGUCGCGCGGGCCGCGGCCGAGGUCGCGCGGGCCGACGACGGCACCGACGGCGCCGAGCGCUGGGCGGCAAGGUUGGCCGAGGCUGAUAUACGCCGAGCCGCCGAGCGCGAGAAGCUGUGCGAAGACGUCGCGGCGGCACACGCGGAGCGCGACGCCGCCCGUGCGGCUCUGGUCGGCCGCGCCGAGCUCGAGCCGCGCCUCCGUCUAGCACUGGAACGGCGCAAGCUCGGCACCGUUGCGGACAAAUUUGUGGUUGAGGGCAUCCUCGACGCGACCGCGGCGCGGCGGCUCACGGACGACGACUUCCAACGGUUCGGCUACUUGUCGUUCUCGUUAUCAAGCGGGCCCGUCGCCGACAUCCGCGCGGCCGUGAACGAGGCGUUCGGCGCCGAUUUGAUCCUGGAUGCCGGCGAUCCGCCCAAGGAUCUAUUAUGCCCGCUCACUUUAGAUUUGUUCGAAGAUCCAGUGGUCGCGACCGACGGCCACACCUACGAACGCGCGGCCAUCGAGAAGUGGUUCGCGAGCAAGACGACGUCGCCGCUGACGAACGCGCGCAUCACGACGGAACUCGUGCCGGCCCAUUGCGUGCGAUCUUUGGCUGAUAGAUAUCGCGUGACGGUCGCGGAUCCGCCCGCUCCGGCGCCGGCGCCGGCCGCGCCGGACUUCACGACGCCGCUCCUGGCGAACAGCCGCGCGCCAUCGCGCGCCGUCGAAGCGGCCCGGGGUCGCCUCGAAGCGGCCGAGCGUGUCGCCGAAGCGACCGGGCGCGGCCUCGAAGAGGCCCGGCGUCGCCUCGAAGCGGCCCGGCGUCGCGUCGAAGCGGCCGGUGGCGUCGAGGCGGCCGGGGGUGGCGCCGCCGCGCCCGCGCCGGCCGUGGCGGCGACACCCGCGAUCGUCGAUCAAGAAGAGGAAGCCUCAAGCUCAGGGUCGUCAGUGGGCAUGUACACCAUUGAGGAGUCUCAGGAAUGGAGCCGCGCCGAAGAAGAGCACUUACGCGGCGGCGGCGGCGCGCCGCCGCCGUUGAGCGAGCUCGGCCUGCCCUCGGACUCGUACGAAUCAGACGACUCGGGCGGCUCGUCGUCGUCGGCGCCGUCCUUGGUGCCGAUCCCGUCGGCGGCUGAUCGAAGCGCGGCGGCGGGAAUUUCGGACACGGACGCGGACUCGUCCGCGAGCACGGACUCGAGCGACUCCGGCUCGUCGUCGUCAUCAGCGCCGGCCGCGGCACCGCUGGCCUCGCCGCGCUCGCGGCGGGCGGCCCAAGCCGCGCGGGCGGCCGAGCUGCGCGCGCUGGCCGCGGCGACGAACUCCGAGGUCGACGUACCGGUGCGCGACGCCGCCGCGCCGGCGACGCCCGCGCCGCGGCCGCCGGCCCAGCUCGUCAUGGGCGGACCGCUACCUAGACAACCGGCGCGGGUCGCGAGCGACCCCGAGCUCGUCGUCGGGACGGACCCGGAGAUGGAGCACCCGCCGGCCGUGACGCCUGACGCUACGAACUAAGUACUUUACACACGAGUCGACGAACGA